Messenger RNA from Hyla sarda, 3645 nucleotides. It is a transcript of the gene NEDD9, whose product is annotated as neural precursor cell expressed, developmentally down-regulated 9. The record is from RefSeq and is a predicted model, not a curated record. Gene Ontology annotation, molecular function: protein binding. Lineage: Eukaryota; Metazoa; Chordata; Amphibia; Anura; Hylidae. Bases 470 to 2824 code for a protein of 784 amino acids. Gene Ontology annotation, cellular component: cytoplasm; plasma membrane. Gene Ontology annotation, biological process: cell surface receptor protein tyrosine kinase signaling pathway; cell migration. The transcript has 7 exons.
AAACAUAAGAGCCUGAGGUAAAAAGAAGCAAGUAUGGCUGAGGGGGCAAUGGCCACACAUUCCUAUGCCCCCCUCCACUCAGCCCACCUCUAACAUAGCAAAGUAGUUUUGUUUAUUUUUUGUUUUCCUUCACGUGGAGGCCAGGUCACAGGAAGCCAUUUUGUCAGCACAUAAGAAUGCGGCUGCUGUGAGCGAAGUGUAUACGGCCAUGUCCUGAUAUAGAAAUCACCACAACGUGACGGAACACGAGCACACACACCGAGCAGCCCAGAAGAGCGCGCUGCCGGGAGGCCCCGCCCCGACCAAUCACGAGUCAGUAUGCUAAUGAGCCCUACACUCUGCCCUGUGCUACCCAAACACGGCUCUCAGAUAGGAGCUCAGCGUCCGGGCGACUCGUGUGUCCCUAGUAUCGCGGCAAUUCAUUACCAAUGUGGACUGCAUAACUGGGGAGGACAGGAAGCCUGCAGACAUGAAGUACAAGAAUCUAAUGGCAAGAGCUUUGUAUGAUAAUGUUCCAGAAUGUGCAGAAGAAUUGUCUUUUCGGAAAGGGGAUAUCCUAACAGUAAUUGAGCAAAAUACUGGAGGUUUAGAAGGGUGGUGGCUCUGUUCAUUACAUGGUCGACAAGGUAUUGCACCAGGAAACAGACUAAAACUUCUUAUUGGCCCUGUGUCAGACAUUUCUAAACAUGACAUUCCAAAGCAAGAAGCAUCACCUCAAUCCUGCUACCAGCAUCAAAUUUAUCAAGUGCCACAAAGCUCUUUACAGGAUUCUGUCUACCAGGUUCCUCCACCGCACCAUAGUCCUGCUAUGUUUAAGGCUUAUAGGAAUCAUGAUUUAGAAGACCUAAAACAAUCUCCGCAGUUAGUAGGAAAUAUGGAAGGUUCUCCAGGUGCUAAGGUCAUAACCCCAAUAAGGAUGGGACAGGGAUAUGGUUAUGAAGCUUCACCAAAGUGGCAAGCCAAUGUCUAUGAUACGCCUCCUGCUCGACCUCAAGGGGUAUAUGAUGUUCCACUAGCUGCCAAAAAUAGCAUGUACCCAAGUCCAGCCAGAGAACAAGGAAUAUAUGAUGUUCCUCCUCCCCAAGGGAUUUACAACAUAUUACCCUCUGCUAAGGAUAAAGCAUAUGACUUUCCAUCAUCGAUAAAGCAAAAGCCAGAAGUGACAUAUGACACACUGCCUCCAAGCUCUAAGACCUGUCAAGAGCAGUGCAAGAAAAUGAAUGGUGUUAGCCAGUUGCAUUCUGAGAUUACUUCAAGAAAAGGAAGCGUCUAUGACUUUCCUCGCAACCAUCUCAGUCAAAUAGCAUCAGAUGAUUAUGACUUUCCUCGAGGAGUUCACAUCUCUAGUGACACUGGAUCAGAUGACCAGGAAGGAAUCUAUGAUUUCCCACCUCAAGUUCAGCAAGACUGCAAAGGGAUGCAGGACGUAACUGAUGGUGUGAAUAGGUUGUCUUUCUCUAGCACUGGAAGCACUAGAAGCAACAUGUCUACAUCUUCCACAACUUCCAAGGAGUCAUCUGUGGCAUCAUCACCCUCUCAAGACAAGAAACUCGUAAUGGACCCAGACUCUGCAUUAGAGUUGUUGCUAAGACUUCAACAGACAGUGGAAAUAUCAGUGUCUAAGUUAUUAACUUUUGUUAAUGCCGAGUGGCGAUCAUAUGCUUACAUGGAAAGACAUAUAAAUGAAAUACAUUCUGCUGUAGACAAAGUAAAGCAGUCUCUUUAUGACUUUCUUCAGUUCUCAAAAGGGGCUACUAUAAAUGCUGCUUUUGUUUCAGAGCCUGGUCUGUAUAAUAAAAUGAAAAGGGAGCUGCAGAGACUGGAUGAUUCCCACCAGAUCUUGGCUCAGACCAGCCAGGACCUCAGUAACUUCAAUUGGUCACUCAAUGUUCUCUCUUACAAUAAAGCAGGCAACAAAUGUGACAGCCUAGAAAGGUUUGUCAUGGUUGCCAGGACAAUUGUAGAUGAUGCUAAGCAGUUAACCACCUCCAUCAGUAUUAAUGCUGAACUUUUAUUCAAGCAAGCUAAUGUCCAAAAUAAAAAACCUUCAGACACUGUGAACAGUAAUUCAGAGUUUAUGUAUAGCUGCACCAAGCCCCAGCUUAUACAACCAGAUAGUGUUCAGCCAUUGACGCAGAUUGAAAAAGAGCACCUUCCUAAUUUCAAGAGUCGGGAAGGUUCAAUGAGAAGUUGGAUGGAUGAUUACGAUUAUGUCCAUUUACAGGGUAAAGAGGAAUUUGAACGUCACCAGAGAGAACUUUUAGAGAAGGAAAAUAUUACAAAGCAAGGGAAACCACAGCUAGAACAGCAUCAGCUGAGUCAGUUCCAGCAACUGGAGCAGGAGAUUACCACACCAAUGGAAAAUGAUAUCUCAAAGUGGAAGUCGUCUCACAGCGUUCCUGCUGAAAACAGUUCUUUGACUCCUCAAGAUAAGCAACUACUCUCUUUCUACUCUGACCAGUGUGAGACCCUCUUCAUCUCCCUACUUAACUCAAUCGACGCCUUCUUCAAUUGCAUGAGCACAGCACAGCCUCCCAGAAUUUUUGUUGCUCACAGCAAAUUUGUCAUCCUGAGUGCACACAAACUGGUCUUUAUUGGUGACACUCUUUCACGACAAGUUUCCACAAAAGAGAUCUGCCAUAGACUGAUGAAUUCCAGUAACCAACUGUGUGAACUACUUAAAAACAUUGUAAUGGCCACUAAAAUGGCUGCCUUGAACUACCCAAGUGCCGCAUCAUUACAGGAAAUGGUGGACCGUGUGACAGAACUGGACAACCAGGCACAGCUCUUUAAACUUUCUUUGGCACAGAUGGCUUCCUUAUGAGACUUGCCGUAUACAUGAUAGUUGUAUGUAUUGUUCAUUGUUAGAAUUGUACUGUGUAUAUAUAAAAAUAUUAUAUUUUUGUAGAUUUUUAUUGUUUAAAAAGAACAAAAGUGCUUUUUGCUUAAGCCGUGAGAUUUGGUAUGAAAAUUGUAAUAUCUGACAUAUAUAUUACAUUCUGAAAGCCCAGAUGUUCACUCAUUGCACCUUAUGUCAUGUGUAAAUACAAUGAAUUAAGAAACCUUAUUAGACUAGGCCUCUGUAGAAAUACUGUUUUUGUCUCUGUGCCUUUUUUAAAUGUUAAAAUCUGUAGAAAAUGGCAACCAUAGUCGCAGUAGAUCAUAGUCUACUGGGGUCCAGUGGUGAACUUCUCUCACUGUAUCCAGGGAUCUCGCAUUUACACCUACUCCGUUACCACAAUAAGGGAACUAUUCCAAUGUAGUGAAGCAAUUCCUGUACUAUGAAAGUCAUGACUGGCCAGUAUGUAAGAUAUUUGAUCUUCCUUCUACAGUGCUUUGACUUCAUCUGGAAAAGUUGUGUGUUUUUUCGUAAGACUGAUGUUUAGUAUCAAACUACAUUUCAAAGUACCUUUUGGGAAACUGUGUCAUAAUUUAUAAAGGAGUGUUUAUUAUUUUUUAUCAAAGUAAUGUUAUUGCAGUAAAUAGUUACUGUUCUCUAUGUAAAAUGUAUGAACCAAAACAUGAUUUUUUUUUUUAUAAAGAAACUUCCUAAACAAGCCGAUAUUGUUUAUUACUGUUUACUACAUUUUCUGACUUUCCCAGUUAUCAAAUUUUAUAGCCAAUGGGGGGAAUUCAUCAAGCUGU